Messenger RNA from Haliotis rufescens (red abalone), 4435 nucleotides. RefSeq names its product insulin-like growth factor-binding protein complex acid labile subunit. Gene Ontology annotation, molecular function: protein binding; transmembrane signaling receptor activity. Gene Ontology annotation, biological process: immune response; toll-like receptor signaling pathway. The transcript has 2 exons. The record is from RefSeq and is a predicted model, not a curated record. Gene Ontology annotation, cellular component: membrane; extracellular matrix. Bases 425 to 3016 code for a protein of 863 amino acids. NCBI's taxonomy places the organism in Eukaryota, Metazoa, Mollusca, Gastropoda, Lepetellida, Haliotidae.
UGGGGGUGGGGUAGACAGCUUGGUUGAUAAGGGGUCGGAGAUAGUACUUUAGAAAAUGUAUGUGCAGAUCGAUCGAGUUACUGUGUAAAAUUAACAUUCCAAUAUUGACCCGAUAGAAGGCUCCAAAGACGUUUAGUCUGGGAAAUAGCAUUAGGAAAAAACUAAAUUUAGAAGAUCGAAAUCUAUUGUGUCAUAAAAGUUUCCAUAAUCUACUUAUAAGCUUCUUGCAAAGUCACGUAAUAUGAUACCCUUUGAUCACCCACACCCAAGCCGCGUAGCUGGAUCGCGUGGAGCACCAACAUGCACGUCACCCGCCAUUGCGCGAUGUGGUAAACGCAGCGCAGUGAGUUAGGAUUGUCAUCAACUUGAAACGAAAGCGAGGAAACAGAAACAUGGCGGUUGUAAGAUAUAUUCAUAAGACGGAAUGACGCACGUGGAAAGUGAAAUUGGUACGAGCGUUAUAAUCAGAACAAUGUCUUGGAGAGUGCUGAGAGUACUUGUGGUCCUUGCUGUCAUCCAAGGGGCGAGUGUAUUUGCAAAGUGUCCUGCCAAGUGUUUCUGUAACGUUCAACAGACCUCUGUGAACUGUGGCGGAAAACACCUCACGGACCUCCCAGCCAAUAUACCUCGAGAGGUAGAAAAGUUAUAUCUGAACAAUAACAGGUUCACCACACUAAGUCCAUACGCAUUUUCUAACUUCACACGGCUAUUGUAUUUGGACCUCCGACAGAACUUUCUCCAUCAGAUUGAUUCGGGUGUAUUUUCCAACUGUUCACAGCUUCAACAGUUAUACCUUACUGCUAACCUAAUAGAAACAAUCCAUACAAAGGCUUUUGAAGGUUCCCAGCAAGUUACCUACUUGUCACUUGGAGCAAACCGACUGAAGCAGGUACCAUCCCUUCCUUCCCUUGUCAACCUACAGAGUCUCAUCAUGGAAGGAAAUAAAAUCAGCAAUGCAACCUUUCCAGAGAGUUAUUCAGCAAACACGGCCCUCACCGACAUAGUGAUGAGCAACAACGCGUUAGAUGUCCUCUCAAACGCAACCUUUCAAUCACUGAGACCAUCUCAAGUCAGGAAAGUGGAAAUAGCCAGAAGCCAUAUACAGAAAGUUGAAAGCGGGGCGUUUGAGCCACUGAAGUUGUUGAUGUCUCUGAAGAUUGGAUACAACCCUUUGGAUAGUCUACAGCUGCAAAAUGUCAUUCGUGGCCUGAGCCACACAAGCUUAGUGUCCUUGGACAUCCGGAACCUUAGUCUUGCUGGGAGGCUUCCUUCUGAGACGUUCCUUCUUUUACGCAACACACCGAUCAGUUCCUUGAAGAUGCAAAGCAACCAGAUUGCAAAUAUACCCUCAGGGGCUUUUGCCAACUUGCCCAAACUGAUUCUGAUUGACUUAUCCGGAUGCAGGAUCCAAACAAUUUCCGAGUCAGCAUUUGAGAAUUUAACAGUACUGCAGACACUUUUUCUGUACGACAAUAGUCUAGCAAUAGUUCCUCGUGGUUUACCGUCAUCACUUACUAAACUGAACUUAGACCAGAAUCAGAUUGAUAAACUGAAAAACGGUGACUUUGAUAAUCUUAAAACUCUUGAAGAGUUGAACAUAGGGAGAAAUUCCAUUUCUGAACUUCAAGAGUAUGCUUUCUUGGGGCUCUCGCAGUUGCAGAAGUUACACUUGGGCCAAAAUAGGAUUUCAACCCUGCCAGGAAAGUUAUUCAACCUAUUUACGAGACUUGUGUCCCUUGAAUUGAAUGGUAAUAAUAUCAAAUCUAUUCCUGCCAGCGAAGGUCGUUUUUCAAGUUUGGCAUCCUUGGUUUAUCUUAAACUCGACUCUAAUGCAUUAUCAGAUAUGCCUCUUACGCUCCUUCGCCCCCUUCAGAGCCUAGUGUAUUUGCAUCUUGAUAACAACCAGCUUGGAUCUCUCCUAGCCGAAGACAGAUCAGGAGAACUGUUCAGAAGCUUGGCUAAGCUUGAAGAGCUCCACCUCCGGAACAAUGAUAUCCACACUCUUCCUGAACCAAUGCUUGCUGAACAGAAAUCAUUAACCAUCUUAGACUUAUCUAAGAACAGACUCAUUCACUGGGAACAACAUUUCUUUGUGUCAACCGAGUCUCUGCGUACCCUUGAUCUCAGUUUGAACUUGAUUUCACUCAUCAACAAGACUUCCAUCAGCAACCUACGUUCACUUCAGACUCUGAACCUGUCUGGCAACCCUUUCGCCUGUACCUGCAGCGCUAGGUGGUUUUGUGGCUGGAUGAAUCAAACUGACAUAGUCCUUCCACAGCGGUCUCUCUUCACCUGUAAUCUUCCUUCGCCCUGGCAGGGAAAAUCCAUGUCCUCCUACUGCAAUGCUAAAGUUGACUGUACUGAUUACACGUUGUACUAUAUCAUAGGGGCAGUUGGUGUAGGGUGUAUUUUAACGUUCCUGAUGAUGGGAGUUUGUUACAGGUACAGAUGGUAUGUCAGGUACAGGUGCUUUAGAAUCAAACGAGGACUCCGAAGAGGUAGGUACCGUAAAGACUACAUGCAUCUACCGGGCGAUGACAAGGUUUACGAUGUGUACGUAUCGUACGCUGAAGAGGACAGAGAUUGGGUGGCACAAAAUAUCAUUAGGAAGUUUGAUUGUGGUGAAUGUGCAGGCGAUCAGUGUGAAGGUCAUUACAAACUCUGUUUUAGAGACCGGGAUUUUGUCAACGGGCGACCAGAGAUUCCCAGCAUGGACGAGAGCCUCACUGCAAGCACAUGCGCCUUCGUAAUCGCCACAGAUGAAUAUGUCACAUGCAACUGGUGCUUGUUUGAAUUCGAUAUGCUCAUGGAAAACAAAGCCAGGAAGGUCAUCUCAGACAUAAUUUUGAUCAAGGUUGGCAAAUUACACCAAAACAUCCCCAAACUGAUGGAGAGGAUGAUUCAGAGACAUGAAUAUAUUGAGUGGAUAAGUAAUGAGACUGCGGAGACGAACUUCCUGGAAAAGCUCACUGAGCAACUAGGCCCUAAUACUGUUGGGGGCGCAAUCCAGGCCUAAGCGGACAUUAUUGGGACGUCCAAUCUACAGAAUUGGAUAUAAUGAACAGAAACACACAGAAAAAAUUUAUUGUGACGCGGUAUGCCGUAAAUUUAGCUCGUUGUGGGAUUUCAUGUGUGUGUUUGAUGUUUGAGUGUGCAAUAAUUUUUCAAAAUAUUUGGCAGGUAUAUCAAACAGAUCCUGCAGUGGUGCCUUUUGCUAUUUACGGAUUUUCGGCAUUUUUAUUUUUUUUCAAUUCACAAGGAAACAAUUUUUACAUUUUACCUUACCUGAUGCUAAGUAGUGCUAUAGGUGUAUCGUCAGCUAAGUAUAAAAAACAUUGCAUUUAAUCAGAAAUGCUCAUUUUUCUCGAUUUCCAAGGAAACAAUUUGUACUUAGUCUCAUAAGCUGUUCAAUAUCAUUCAUCAACAAAACUUGGCAGAUACAUCAAACAGCACCUGAAGGGUGAUUUCAUUUCCGAGGCUUAAGGGGUGCCUUUUACAAUAUAAGAUGUUUAAAAAAAAUAAGUUCCCCGUUUCCAUGGAGACAUGAUAUUCAACAUUUUUUCAUCAAAACUUGGUACAUGUAUUGAUCAAAGGUCAAGUGGUGCCUUUGGCUAUUUAGAAUUUUAUUCAAAAAAUAUUUUUUCUCUUUCCAUGGCAACAAGCUUUAAUUUGAUUGUUCAUAGUGGUGUGUUUGUCCCCACCAUGUCUCUAAAGUGAGUGGGUAUGGUUUUACGCCGCUUUUAGCAAUAUUCCAGCAAUAUCACGGCGGGGGACACCAGAAAUGGGCUUAACACAUUGUACCCAUGUCGGGAAUCGAAACCCGGGUCUUCGGCGUGACGAGCGAACUCUCUAACCACUAGGCUACCCGACCGCCCCCAUGUCUCUAAAACUUUGAACUACUCUUUUUUUUUAAACUGGGCACACACAAAGACCAGGUUGUCAGGUAGUGCCUUUUGCUGUUUAGGGAUUUUUAGAAUUUAUAUCUUUUCCAUGUCAACAGGUUUGACUUGGACUCUCUUCAUAUUGGUUUAUAUCUGACAUUGAAAUACAAAGUUCCAAAUCCCAAUGACAUGGUAUUGUUUUGAAAACUCAGAAACUACUCUUGUAUUAGAUAGCAACUCUUUCAUCAAGUUGAACUUAGAGUAACAGUUAGGCGAUUUGUCCUUUCGAAUUAGUGGGAUCCGGGGUGGGGGUGGGGGGGAUUUGUCAUCUUCAGAUGAUUCUUUUCUAACUAGUCAUGACCCGAUUUCUCUCCACAUUGUAUGUGUUGUAUUCAUACCAGUACAUGAUAGAGGUGGUAUGGACUGUCUUGAUAUGUACUUUUCAUAUUAAUUGGGGGACAUUGUGAGCAAUUCUUGAACUGUUAUGUAACAACACAAUGUAUUAUGUGAACCAUAGGCUGGAUGGCCUUCACAUUUGAAUAAACUUUGAUUGA